Molecule: messenger RNA, 1091 nt
Organism: Pomacea canaliculata
Lineage: Eukaryota; Metazoa; Mollusca; Gastropoda; Architaenioglossa; Ampullariidae
Product: ubiquinol-cytochrome-c reductase complex assembly factor 1-like
Exons: 9
Coding region: 150-1007 (285 amino acids)
Biological process (GO): mitochondrial respiratory chain complex III assembly
Cellular component (GO): mitochondrion
Source: RefSeq, a predicted model, not a curated record
AUGGUGGAAUCCCCAUACCAGAAUACAUUUCACAAUUUAGAGAGUUACUUGCGAGGUAACCACAGACAUAUAUCAUCUCUGUCUUCGGAUAACUCCCUCGAAAACGACAGCCAAAGAAAAGUAAACUAUCAGGUUGAUAUCGAGGAAUAAUGAGUUCAAACCUUGUGCAAAAGUUGAUCAGAAUUUUUCCAGUAGCGGGAAAUGCAGUAGCUUCAAGUCGUCAGAUACAAGUGCCACAUCUUUUAAAGGUCGUCUCAUGCUCACAUUGCAUACAUGGCAUAAGAUGGUCUUCGAAUUGCCUCAGAGUGCGUGCUCAAUACAGUACAGUAGCUAGUGGCAGUGGAACAGCAUCAGAGAAAAAAGGGAGCUUAUGGCAGAAGAUCAAGUGGGAUUUAGGUUUCAUUUCAGGCCUGAAAUACAGUAAAUCUUUGCUGAAUGCCUCCAGCUUCCGGAUGUACAUAUGCUGCUCAGAAAUGAUUCAUCACAAUCAGUUUUUUCUAGAACUUGAUUUACCAGACACAUUCACCUCCUGGUUUCUUGUUACUGAUCUCCAUGUUUGGUUGUGUAUGCAGCGGCUAAGUUCCCUAGGGAAAGAUGGACGCCUCCUAUGUAACUUCUUAGUACAGGCAUUGUGGAAUGACAUGGAGGCUCGCAGCAAACUUCUGGGAAAUGCCAUAUCUCUUACAAGCCGCUCAGAUGGGAUCCAAGAACUGGCAGGUGUUUUCAAGGCAUCUCUUUUUGCAUAUGAUGAGGGCUUGCUGGGGGAUGACAAGGAACUGGCAGCAGCUGUCUGGCGAAUUCUCUUUGAAAUGCGUAAAGAUAUAGACCCUCAGAAGCUUGAGCUUGUUGUACAUUACAUAAGGAAACAGGUGGCUCAUCUUGACAGCCAGGAUGAGAAAACUAUCUUGGGAAAAGGAUUUGUGACAUUUCUGCCACUGCAUGGUGAGAAGCUGGAUGAAAGUACGGUUCUGAGACAAACCAUGAAUCUUUUAGGGAAAAAUGUUUGAAUUUGUGAUAUUUUCAGGACUAGACUUUAUAGAACGUAUAAAUGUUUGUGGGAAAAAGUUUUUAUUAAAGACUUUUUACAUUGA